CCAGAACUUUUCCAGAAGCUUGGAGAUGGGGUGGUCAUUUUUUAGACAUUUAGCAUCAAGGUUGUGUUUUUUAAGCAAGAGUUGGACAACCGCAUGCUUAAAGCAUGUAGGGACAGUGCCAGAUGCAAGGCAUGAAUUUAAAAUGAUCUGAAUGGAGGGGCCAACUGCAUCAAAAACAUCCUUUAUAAUGGAGGAGGGGAUAGCAUCAUGGGGUGAUGUAUGAUUCAUGUGCAAUACCAAGUCCCUCAAUUCAGUGAAAAGAUGAGGUGGGGGUAAACAAUGAUCUAAUAUUCUCAAUUUUGUUGGUAAAAAACUUGAGAAAUUUCUCACAGGUAUCAGUGGAUACAUCAGCGACUGGGGAAUUUGGGGGGUUGAUAACAGGGUUUAUAGUACUAAAUACAAUUUUUGGUCUGUUUGAGUGUUUACUGAUCAAAUCAGAGAGAUCCUUUGCUCUGGCUUUUUUUUGCUGCUGCCUGGAAUAGGAAGCUAAUGCAGAUUUAAAGAUCUCAAAGGAGACAGUGAGAUGAUCCUUCUUCCAUUUCCUCUCAGCUUUACAACAGGCCUGGCUGAGAAAGCGUGUGGCCUCAUCUAACCAAUAAUCAGAUUUUAGUUUGGGGCGGGUGUAAGUGAGAGGAGCUACAGAGUCAAGUAUGGAAGAGCAAGAUGAGUGGAAAAGAGUAGCUGAUUCAUCCGGGCUAGAAGAGGAUAAGGAUUUUCAGUGCUGCACGAGGCUUGUGAUGGAAACCCGGAGACUUCUCAGACUCUUUGGCAUCUGCUUCACUGCAGCCUGUCUGCUGUCCACAGCACAGGGCUUUAGUGUUGAGAUGCCAGCCUCUGUGAGGGCAGUGGAGGGCAGCUGCGUUCUGGUCCCGUGCCAAACCCGACCCCAUACCAGGGUCAUCUGGUACAAACACCAGACAACAGGUUGGCCUGCCGUUUAUGAUGGGAUCUACCCUCGUAAUGUUAUUGGUGAAUUUAAAGGACGGACUGCAGUACUGGGGAGUCCUUCAGAAGGGAACUGCACCCUCAGAAUCAACAACGUCAAGAUGUCUGAUGGUAUCACUCUGUUCCCCUACAUCAACCCAGAGUCUGACAAAUACUACAAACCGACUGUCCAGAUAAAGACUGAGCCUAGAAGCCGCCCUGUGAUAUCUGGGCCUGAGUGCCCAGUGCAGGAGGGUGCUGUGUUCCGCCUCAGCUGCAGUGUCCAGCACUCCUGCCCCCCCGCUCCCCCAGCCAUCGAGUGGAGAGGCCUGACGGAGGGCAGCACGGGGGUGUCCACUCAGAGGGCAGCAGAGCUGUGGGUGGAGGUGUCCACCGUGACGGUGACUGCAGCACGUUCUCAACAUGGCAAACAGGUCCACUGCCGCACCGGUGAUAUGUCAACAGAGAGCGAAUCUCUCACUCUGGACAUCGCAUUUCUCUCCAUCAUGGUACCAAACACCUCGUGCUCAGAGAGGGGAAGGAUGUUGAGAUGUGUAUGUCAGGCGGAGGCGAACCCUGUUGCCACGGUGACAUGGAUGCUCAAUGGCAGAACUGAACUUCCAGCGUCCAUCUUUCCCAACAUCUCCACAGAAGGCACCUUGAUGUCAGCGGAGGUUGAACUGGAACAGCUAGCGGAGCAGGGCCUGGCGUGUGUGGCGAAUAACUACAUCACGGCGACACAUCAGAUGACUUUACAGAGGGCAAACAAGAGUACCGCACUCCUGCCAUGGAUUAUGUUGGCUGUUGUAUGUGGAAUUCUUGGCCUCUGUGGAUUUAUCUGCUGCUUCCGGCGCAUAAAGCAGAGGAAUUCGGAUAAUACUGAUGUGGCAGUGGAUGAAAUCCUCUCCAGACCACAGUCAGAGUUGGGUGUGAAAGGCACUAUGGUCCAGGAGCCUGAACAGAAUGAAAUGCUCCACAGAAACAAAACAGAUCAGAGUGUGUGUGCAACAGAAACAGAAGAUAUCUAUGAUAAUGACCAUUUUCUACAAACUCAAUUCCACAGACCACAGUCAGAGUUGGGUGUGAAAGGCACUAUGGUCCAGAAUGAAAUGCUCUACAGAAACAAAACAGAUCAGAGUGUGUGUGCAACGGAAACAGAAGAUAUCUAUGAUAAUGACCAUUUUCUACAAACUCAAUCCACAGAAGAGUGCUGACGUCCUGCAGUCUGUUCUGCGUUUGAGUGACUGCGACUGCUCUAGCGGGAUGGGCCACUAUCAAUCUCAGGAAGCUGGAGAGUCACUCUAAUGACUCCGGAUCAAACACAGGGCAUGCGUCAUCAAGCAGUAAGCAACUGCAUAUGUUGCAAAAUGCGGCAAAACAUUGAGCACUUCACAAACAACUUGGCCAAUGUCUUCUUUUCAUUCUUUGUAUCACAUUCAGAAAUGACUACCGGUACUAUAAAAUACUACAGUUGGUCUGUUUAACCCUUUCAUGCAUGCAUUAUGAAAUACAUUUUU
This is a messenger RNA of Alosa alosa (allis shad), 2441 nucleotides long. Its product is annotated as sialic acid-binding Ig-like lectin 14. NCBI's taxonomy places the organism in Eukaryota, Metazoa, Chordata, Actinopteri, Clupeiformes, Clupeidae. The coding region runs from base 651 to 2138 and encodes 495 amino acids. The record is from RefSeq and is a predicted model, not a curated record. The transcript is spliced from 10 exons.